Molecule: messenger RNA, 1480 nt
Organism: Solanum pennellii
Lineage: Eukaryota; Viridiplantae; Streptophyta; Magnoliopsida; Solanales; Solanaceae
Exons: 2
Coding region: 721-1386 (221 amino acids)
Source: RefSeq, a predicted model, not a curated record
AAUAAUUAAAAAUAAAGACUAAGAAAUUCAAAUUUUUUACUUUAGAUCAUAAAUUCAAAUUCUAGGUAGAAUUCACGUCAAUCACAUGGUUGCAUGUGUAUCCCACUCCAAAUAAUAUAUUGUUUAAAUUUUAUAUUAUUAGUAGUUAAUAGUGGAGAACACUUCUAGAUACUUUCAAUUUUUCAACCAAGAGACAAAAAGUAAAAUUAAGUUUAUUAAAGAAAGGGGGGCGGCUAGGAGAAUCUAUUGUGUGCAAUAUUAAAUUUGCUGUUGCACUUAGGAGAAUGUGGAAACCAUAAUGUUAUUUCAACCAAAUCCUAAAAUACUUAAAUCUAAAAAAAAUAGGGAAAGUGGCUCUAAAACAAUUUAUUAUUAGUUGCGAAUUCAAAAUUUUCAUUAAAAAUAUAAAAAGUUCUUAUUUCCAUAUAUUCAAAGAGAUUUGGAUGAACCUAAGGCAUCUAGCUCCUUACCUACCGUUACAUUAUUCAAAUUAAUCACCUUAUUUCCUCUUUCUACGAGCAUGUGUUCAACUUUUUCGUAUUAUUAUGUCCACUUGUUGUCAACUUUUAUGUUAUUUUUUCAUCCACUUGUUAUUAAGUACUUCCUAAAACAGUACCACUAUCCUAUUUUAUGUGCAUAAAUAGAACUACUAGCUUAAUUAUUUUGCAAAACACACAAGAUUUAUAGUAGCUAGAGAGAAGAACGAAUACGAUAGCAAAAAUGACUAGAGGGUAUGUGAUUCUCAUGUUUUUGAUGGCUGCAUUUGUACUCUGCAGCCAUCAGCAAGCGGUGGCGAAAAACAUCGCCACCUAUUCGCAGUCGCGCUUUAGCGCGACCACUAGUUGCAGCAAUAGUGAUAAGGGGAAAAUAAAGAAGUGCAUGACACAAACAGUUUCUAUAGAUAAAUGUUGCCCCUUAUUUAAGAGGACAAUUGGUGCUAAUUGUAAGUGUUACAAUUAUGCUGAGGAUUUGGAUAAUCAAGCUUUAAUUACUCUCCAGAGCUAUUGUGAUAUCAAUAAUCCAUGUAAAACUGUUCAAAAAGUGGUAGCUGAUAGGAGCAGGACUGGCACAGUGGAAGCAGUCGCCACCAUUUCUGCCAGUCCAAGCCCCCGGGUGCUCCCUCAGGCGCAGCCGAAAUGCAGUGCUGCUGAUAAAGCAAAGGUUAAAACUUGCAUGACGAAAACAAGUUCAAUAGAUGCAUGCUGCCCAACAUUCAGAAGCAUACUAGGCAAGAGCUGCCCUUGCUAUAAUUAUGCCAUGAAAUUAGACAAUCAAGCUUUGAUUACUCUUGAAGCUUAUUGUGAUGUUAACAAUCCUUGUAACAAAGUGCAAGUAAGUUCUCUUCUUUCACCAAAAGUACUUUUUUUCAAAAGCAUUUUCACUUAAGAUUUUAGAAGUUUGACCAAACAGACAGACAUAUCAUUUUUCCCUGUGCUUAUUUUUGCGCUUCCUCACCUACCACAAUGUACUUUAUGCAUUG